Pochonia chlamydosporia 170 is the source of this 1770-nucleotide messenger RNA. RefSeq lists its product as hypothetical. Lineage: Eukaryota; Fungi; Ascomycota; Sordariomycetes; Hypocreales; Clavicipitaceae. The coding region runs from base 1 to 1770 and encodes 589 amino acids. The transcript is spliced from 2 exons. The record is from RefSeq and is a predicted model, not a curated record.
AUGAAGUCCUCUCUUUCUCUUUUGGUCACCGCUGCUGGCGUCCAGCAGGCUUCCGCUACUUUCGGCCUCGGUGCCUCCUUCGACUUCGGUUUGGGUUGGACUGGCGCUAAGACAUUCCCCUGCCCUGGAAACACCGUAAACAAGUGCACGCCAAAGCAGAACAACGAUUGGGACUGGAGUGAUGUUGCUGUCGGCACUCUCACCACUUAUGCCGGUUUAACUUUGGUGGCUGGUCCUGCGAGAACAACAACGGCAAACGUGGAUGACGAUGCUGGUUUGUCCAUCAGCGUUGGUGCCGAUGCCGGCAUUGAUGCAUUCUCUAUUGGCAGUUUCGAGAUGUCCACCGAGUUCGAUGCUCGUCUUGAAUUCCACUACGACAUGCCCGAUGGCAGCGUAUGCAAGCAGACUUCGAACUGCAAGCAAGGUGGUUCAACUAUUGUUAACAAGCAGUGUGGUGGUGCUAAGAAGGUCCGGGUCAUCUAUCCCAAGCAGAUUCCCAAGAGGGGCCUCACAUUCAAGAAGAAGUGCAAGGUCUCUUGCCACAAGAUCAAGUGGCACUGCGGCAAGCCCACACAGAAGCCAUCUACUUCUCGCUACACUGUUCCGGGAACCACUACUACGAAGGUGAUCCAGACUACUACCACCACCCAGCCAGGCCAGCAGACCACUCCUGCUACCACACUCCAGACCACAACCCGGCCGGGACAGGACACAAUUACCACCAAGCCAGGUCAGGACACUACUUCCACCAAGCCGGGUCAGGAUACCACUUCUACCAUGCCUGGACAGCAGACUACUCCUCGACAGCAAACUACUCCGCGACAGCAAACUACUACUCCUGGACAGCAGACCACCCCCGGACAGCAGACUACUCCCGCAACUACUCCUGCCACCACUUUUGUCACCACCUAUGACUCUACCUCUACUGUCUUCACAACUUCCACCAAGACCAUCACUAGCUGUGGACCUACGGUGACCGAGUGCCCUGGAAAGAAUGGAACUCACAUUGUUACUGUCACUGUACCUGUGAGCACCACCAUCUGCCCAGUUACAGAGACUCGCACCCGCACCCAGGGAAUCUCUACCACUGUCAACCUUCCUCCCCAGUAUCAGACCACCAAGAAGGAGCAAUCUACCAGCGAGAAGCCCAGGAUUGCUACCAGCCAGCCUCCCAAGCCUACUCAGAGUCCUCCUUGCCCUCCCGUUCUCCCUUCGUGUCUCAACACCUUCUUGGAGUUCAAGUCUGACUGCAAGGACAACACGAACCCCAAGUGCAUCUGCCCUGGCGAGGAGUUCGUCACGGACAUUUUCAACUGCAUCUACGCUCACGAGAACGGUAACGCCGCCUAUGAGGCUAUCGCUUUCUACCAGGGCAUUUGCGGAGCUUACAUUCCCCAGAACCCUGUUAUUGCUACCGGUCCUGCCACUAUCACUCAGAUCAUCACUGUCACUGGCACUCCUCGCAUCACUCAGGUUCCUUAUACUACCAUCAAUGUUGCUACGACAGUUACCAAGAACAGCAGCACUGAGACUAUUUCGACCCAAAUGACCAUUCCCAACAUCGCUUUGCCCACUCCUACCGGUAGUUCACCCAACAAACCUGCCCCUACUACUCCCGCUGGUGGCAACCCUCUUCCUACCGUCACUGGCACGGGUGGUGUGGUUCCUACCAAGCCCACUGGCUCUGUUCCUGUCGUUGCCGGCUCAGGUCGUGUCGGUGCUGGUCUUGGCAUGGUCUUGGCUGCCGUCGCUUUCGUCGUUGCCCUGUAA